GGAAGGGGGGAGAGAAGGAAGCGGCGGCCCCGCGGCCGACGGGAGUGCGCUGAGAAUCGGGGUGGAGUGUUAAAAAGGGAGCGUGUCUAGCGAGACCCGUGGCCCCGAAGAAGGGAAGCGAGGCGACGCGAACCCCUACCCAACACCCAGAGGACGAGGGAGGAGGGCCGACGGCCGGAGCCGCUAGCAGCUGCUAGGCGCUUUUCGGUGACGCAACCUCCACGCGCAGACGCGCUGACGGGCCGCGGCCUCCACGUCUCAGGUUCCGCAAAGGCCUGUGGGAGCGACCCGGCAGAAGGAGGGCCAAGAUGGCGGAAGCGGCGGAGUCUCCAGGAGACCCGGGGACAGCAACGCCCAGGCCCCUGUUUGCAGGCCUUUCAGAUAUAUCUAUCUCACAAGACAUCCCUGUGGAAGGAGAAAUCACCAUUCCCAUGAGAUCUCGCAUUCGGGAAUUUGACAGCUCCACAUUGAAUGAAUCUGUUCAGAAUACCAUUAUGCGUGAUCUAAAAGCUGUUGGGAAAAAAUUCAUGCAUGUUUUGUACCCAAGGAAAAGCAAUACUCUUUUGAGAGAUUGGGAUUUAUGGGGCCCUUUGAUCCUUUGUGUGACGCUUGCAUUAAUGCUUCAGAGAGGCUCUGUGGAUAGCGAAAAAGAUGGAGGGCCCCAGUUUGCAGAAGUGUUUGUCAUUGUCUGGUUUGGUGCAGUUACCAUCACCCUCAACUCAAAACUUCUUGGAGGAAACAUAUCUUUUUUUCAGAGCCUCUGUGUGCUGGGUUACUGUAUACUUCCCCUGACGGUGGCAAUGCUGGUUUGCCGGCUGGUACUUUUGGCCGAGCCAGGACCAAUAAACUUCAUGGUCCGGCUUUUUGUGGUGAUCGUGAUGUUUGCCUGGUCUAUAGUAGCCUCUACAGCUUUCCUUGCUGAUAGCCAGCCUCCAAACCGCAAAGCCCUUGCUGUUUAUCCUGUUUUCUUGUUUUACUUUGUCAUCAGUUGGAUGAUUCUCACCUUCACCCCUCAGUAAAUCAGGAAAUGGAAAUUAAAAACCAAGGAAUUCAAAGCUCA
Messenger RNA from Balaenoptera musculus (blue whale), 1060 nucleotides. RefSeq names its product Yip1 domain family member 6 (gene YIPF6). NCBI's taxonomy places the organism in Eukaryota, Metazoa, Chordata, Mammalia, Artiodactyla, Balaenopteridae. The transcript is spliced from 7 exons. The record is from RefSeq and is a predicted model, not a curated record. Gene Ontology annotation, cellular component: trans-Golgi network; membrane. Gene Ontology annotation, biological process: endoplasmic reticulum to Golgi vesicle-mediated transport. Bases 309 to 1019 code for a protein of 236 amino acids.